AUGCAUUCAAAUGGCGGCAAAGUAGCAAGUCAUUGGAGCGCCAACAAGACAAAACCCGGCUCGGUGCGGGAGUGCAGCGGCGUGCCGGCGGCCGCGGGUUGCGUCUUGCGAUGCGCGACGCAUUGUAUUCUAUCGAUCCGCUAUCGGCACUUCGCACGCCACAGUCCACGCCGCGUCCCGCGACGGUGGCGCCGCGGCGCGGACUAUAGCCACGACGCUGGUUUCAUGCGCUAG
Molecule: messenger RNA, 234 nt
Organism: Danaus chrysippus (African queen)
Lineage: Eukaryota; Metazoa; Arthropoda; Insecta; Lepidoptera; Nymphalidae
Source: the annotation of a GenBank genome assembly